Molecule: messenger RNA, 1461 nt
Organism: Histoplasma mississippiense
Lineage: Eukaryota; Fungi; Ascomycota; Eurotiomycetes; Onygenales; Ajellomycetaceae
Exons: 2
Coding region: 1-1461 (486 amino acids)
Source: RefSeq, a predicted model, not a curated record
AUGGUCUCUCGACGACCUGAUUCUAGCUAUGCGUCAAACCUCCAAACGAAACACAAUUAUGUGGGAGGUGCUCCUCUAAGCCAGGCUGGGGGCCGGUUGAUAAACCAUAGAGAAUCGGUUUCAGGGCACAGUGCCUCGACAAGCAGGAAGAAUAAGCCAGAACCUGCAACGGACGACGAACCACUUAGCUCCACGGACGAAAGCGAACAAUUGAACACUCAUUCCGAAGUCUCACUUUCUCCUGAGCCUGAACCCAGACGGAAAUCAAACGGAUGGUCGCAAACCGAAACGACGGGCAGAUUGGAUAAACAACCACAAAGCGAAGCCGACAUCAGAGGCGAGGAUGAUAAACGGAACCCAAAGCGGAGGAAAAAAGCCGUUGAUACCCCGCGGAAAAGAGAAAAACAAUCGGGAAAGAUGAAGCCUUCUCCACCUGCGUCGUCUAAGGAGACUCCGUUUAGGGCUACUUUCAAAAUGGAAAGCGAUGCUCUUUUCUCUUGUCCUAGGCCUCCUCCAAUGAAAUCAUUUUAUGGAAGCGCCAAUCUACAUACUGCUUUGAAGAAGAAGCCAUCCAAACAGUUCAAAGUUCCUCCUUCUACCGCGAAUGAGGAUUCCGCCAUCCAUUCAUCCCAGAUCUCCUCAGAUGGCCCCAAAUUCAAAACUCCUCUAUCUUUUCCAAACGAAGUCACAUCUAGUUCAUCGUUUUUCAAUGGCACAUCACCGUUCGAUGAUGAUGAUGGCUCCUCAUUGUCCUCACUAAGUUCAGUAUCUUCUUCCGUAAGCCUUCAACUAUCACAAGCCGAAAAGCAAGCUCUUGAAUCCGCCACCCUCAGAGCUAAAGCGGUAAUUUGCCCCAUGUGUGGCCAGGCUGUUGAUCCCAGGUUCAUAGAUGAUUUAAGGUCCAAUCAGGGCCUUAGUUACAGGAAGAAAGCCCAGUUCUGCAGGGAUCACAGGAUCAAAGCCGCAAAGCAUCAAUGGGCUGAGAGGGGGUAUCCAAAGAUUGAUUGGGAAAAUCUUCACAAGCGCAUUGAGAAACAUUAUGCGGAGCUGGAUGAAAUUUUAACACGUAAAAAGCCUUCCUUUUACAGAAAUGUGCUAGAAUCUUCUCGUACUGGAAAAAAGAAAGGAAGCCUACGCUUAACGGUUGAUGGAGAUGGAGUGGAGAAAAUCUCACCUGGAUAUUAUGGCCCCUGGGGGGCAAAAGCUAUGAUGGAUGCCAUCAUUGGCCAAUUUGCGGGCAAAUUCAAGCGCCUAGCGCCUACCGAUAACCUGAUAAAAGCUGCUGGGGUAUCUGGAUUUGUGCAAUCCGUUAUGGUUCCGGAGUUAACAGUAAUGCUGGUUAAGGAUGAUAUGGACAUUGAAGACGCAGACGCUCGUCAGGUAAUGAGGGACAGCACGGAAAUUGGAAAUCUGAUCAAUGAGCAGCCAGAUGAUAUCAUUAAACAAGCUGUCAGAAUAUGA